This is a messenger RNA of Schizophyllum commune H4-8, 1149 nucleotides long. RefSeq lists its product as uncharacterized. Lineage: Eukaryota; Fungi; Basidiomycota; Agaricomycetes; Agaricales; Schizophyllaceae. The coding region runs from base 1 to 1149 and encodes 382 amino acids. The transcript has 3 exons. The record is from RefSeq and is a predicted model, not a curated record.
AUGGCUGAGUAUGCGGAACUGCAGGUAUCCAUUUCGCUCUCUUCGUCUCUUCGUGCGUUAGGGUUAGUCGGCAUUCUAUCCUCAGUCGUGAAGUCCGUGAAGGGAGAGCGCAGCUCUAGGAAGCGCGCGGAGGAGCGGGAAGCCCGUCCGCCCGUGCAGCACCGCAAAAGCUGGAUGCAGAGCCUGAACAAUCUCAGCCAAGUCUUCCACGCCGACGACCAGCUGCACCCGCCCGAGGCCGACGCCCCGAAGCGCGGCCGCUUCCCCUCUUUAGCCUCCUUCAGCAGCAAGGGGGAGUCCGUGCGGUCCAGGGGUGAUUCCUCGCUGUCUCCGGCCAAGGACAGGUCCCUCGCGGCCCGCGUGCGCCCUAUCAGCGUCAGCCUCGGCUUCUCGGGGCACAAGCGCGGGAGCAGCAGCGCGACGGCGGGUAGCGGGCACGACAGCUAUACGCCGUCGCCCCUGCACGAGGGUGCCCCGCACGUUCCUCAGGCGCAAGCGCCGAUGCUCUCCUCCCCUAUUCAGGCGUCGCCGAUGGUCACUCCGUCAGCGUCCACCGGUACCGCGCACGACGAGAAGCCCGUCCGUCCGUCGACGGCCCCCGCCGGCGUGCGCAACGAGUCGCAGAUGGAGACGUCGGCGCUCGCCGCGCGCAUGAACAAGCUCCGCGGGAUGGAGGAGGACACGGCGGUGCGGGUGUCGAACGCGUCCGCGGCGACCUCGCAGUCGACCACGACGCCUAACCAUCUGUCCCGCCCCACAAUCCUCGAUCGCACGCCGUCGUCGGACUCGGCGUCCGUGUACACGCAGUCGACGGCGCAGGACGAUCAUACGCCGUCGGCUAACUCUGGCGAAGGCGGCCAGCCUCCGCGGCUUCGGUUCAGCUGCGAGAGGAUAUCUGCCCCCAACGCGAAGCGCUCCAUGGAGACGACGGAGAGCCACGCGCAAGUGCCGACCAAUGGCUCGCAGCCGCCGACGGUCAACUCGCAGCCUCCCACGCGCGACUUCCUGUCGAUGUCGACGCAGGACUUCCUGUCGGCGCCCUCGACGAUGGGCAAAGCGCGCGCGGCGACGCUCAAUGGCGACCACGGCAAGGACUUUAUCGCGGUCGACAUCCCAAUGGAGUCGCCGUUCGCGGGAUGGAAGUUCUGA